This is a messenger RNA of Daldinia childiae, 876 nucleotides long. RefSeq names its product chitinase. The transcript has a single exon. Lineage: Eukaryota; Fungi; Ascomycota; Sordariomycetes; Xylariales; Hypoxylaceae. The record is from RefSeq and is a predicted model, not a curated record. Bases 1 to 876 code for a protein of 291 amino acids.
AUGGUUAUUUUUUUAAUGCCUUGGCGCGUCGCCGCCACGAUAUUAUCCUGUAUAUCCGUGGUGGGGGCGAUUGAAUUUCCAGCAACUCUAGACGUAGAUAUCAUAUAUCCGCGCAAUGGCACGUUUGCACCUACCGUACUGACACCCAUCAUCUUCGCGAUUCGGAACCCGCAGCUUGCCGAGCCCCUUGUUCUAAACUUUCAAUGGGAUAUUUAUAAAGGAGAAAGUCCCCUAAGCGAUGGUCCAUUUUCUUUUGGGAGUAAAGAUUUACAAUGGGUCGAUUUUUCUAACAUCAGCGACCCUUACUUCGUAUAUACGUCCACUAAUAAGCUCAACUUCGAGGAUUCUUGGUGGAUACGAUGGUCGGUGGCUUGGGGGAACUGCUCUGAGUCUCCUGGCACAAUAGAUCCCGUUAAAACCAGCUUUAGCUAUCGAAACAAUGUUGUCGAAUUUACUACUAAGAACGGCACGAGACCGCUCGACCUCUCCAGCGUUAAUACAGCUGACGAUGAUACUUGCGGCAAUGUCACUGACACACGCGUCACCUUUAAUGUGACGGGGGUUUUGGAUACUUCUUUUCCAUCCAGAUACGGUGGCCGAGAGACGUGCGCCGUUCUUGCGUCGUCGUCUAAUUCGACGGCCCCACCUCCCACAAGGACUUGCGGGGCCGAGGUAGGUGCUUCGGCCGCGUCUAGUAUCUUGGCCGCUAUCACUUCCCAGGCAUGUGCCGGUUUUGCUACCAAUCCGAAUGUGGCCUGCCCGACUGAGAGUCCGAGUAGCGCUGCAAGAGGCAAAGGGGCACAAUUUCUAGCCGGAUCGACGACUUGGUUGAAGACAUUAACGUUUGCGCGCAUCAUGUAUAAUUUCGUCUUAUGA